Tupaia belangeri chinensis (Chinese tree shrew) is the source of this 1572-nucleotide messenger RNA. RefSeq names its product UFM1 specific peptidase 2 (gene UFSP2). Gene Ontology annotation, biological process: proteolysis. The record is from RefSeq and is a predicted model, not a curated record. Bases 87 to 1496 code for a protein of 469 amino acids. Gene Ontology annotation, cellular component: endoplasmic reticulum; nucleus. Lineage: Eukaryota; Metazoa; Chordata; Mammalia; Scandentia; Tupaiidae. The transcript has 12 exons. Gene Ontology annotation, molecular function: deUFMylase activity.
CCCCUCCACUCCUCUGACGUCACUUCCGGGCCGGCCCCGGAGUUCGUGGGCUGUCGUCAGUGGCUUGUCACCCCUACGUUGCGGACAUGGUGAUUUCAGAAACUAUGGAUAUACUCUUCAGAAUAAGAGGAGGCCUUGAUCUGGCUUUUCAGCUAGCCACUGCUAAUGACAUUUUCAUCAGGAAGGCACUAAAACAUGUGUUGAGUGACCUGUCAGCCAAGCUUUCUUCAGAUGCCCUGGUGUUCAGAAUUGGCCGCAGUUCGGUGUACGUGUGGCCUAACAGUGCUGUGAACACCGUCCCAGGAGAGCUGACUGACAGCUCUGCUUGUAAGGACAUCAUGCGCUUUAUCCGAUUUGAGCAGGAAGAAGAUACAAAACGAAAAUUCAUGAGAAAGAAGGACAAAAGGUUAUCAGACAUGCCUCCAGUAGUAAAUAUAGAUCUUAUGCUGGAAAUGUCAACCUCGCUGGCAGCUGUAACCCCCAUCAUUGAAAGGGAAAGUGGAGGACACCACUAUGUUACUAUGACUUUGCCAGUCGAUGCGGUUUUAUCUGUCGCUCCAGAAGAGUCAUGGGGAAAAGUUCGUAAACUUCUCGUUGAUGCAAUUCAUAAUCAGCUGGCUGACAUGGAGAAGUGCAUUUUGAAAUACAUGAAAGGAACAUCCAUUGUGGUCCCUGAACCACUGCACUUUUCAUUACCAGGGCAAAAAAGUCUUGUAACAAUUUCGUAUCCAUCAGGAAUACCAGAUGAUCAGCUGCAGGCCUUCAGAAAGGAAUUACAUGAUCUCUUCAAUCUACCUCACGACAGACCUUACUUCAAAAGGUCCAAUGCUUAUCACUUUCCAGAUGAGCCUUACAAAGAUGGCUACAUUAGAAAUCCACAUACUUAUCUUAAUCCACCUAACAUUGAGUCUGGUAUGGUUGCCGUGGUCCAGGGCAUAUACGGUUAUCACCACUACAUGCAGGACCGGAUAGAUGACAACGGCUGGGGCUGUGCUUACCGCUCUCUGCAGACGAUCUGCUCCUGGUUCAGACAUCAGGGAUACACCGAGAGGCCCAUUCCAACACACAGAGAAAUUCAGCAGGCGCUAGUUGACGCCGGUGACAAACCUGCAGCAUUUGUCGGAUCACGGCAGUGGAUUGGAUCCAUUGAGGUACAGCUGGUGCUAAACCAACUGAUUGGCAUAACUUCAAAAAUACUGUUUGUCAGCCAAGGUUCAGAAAUGGCUUCUCAGGGACGAGAACUGGCUAACCAUUUCCAGAGUGAAGGAACACCAGUAAUGAUCGGAGGAGGGGUAUUGGCACACACAAUACUGGGAGUUGCAUGGAAUGAGAUUACAGGGCAGAUAAAAUUUCUGAUCCUAGAUCCACAUUAUACAGGAGCUGAAGAUCUGCAAGUUAUUUUGGAAAAGGGCUGGUGUGGCUGGAAGGGCCCAGACUUCUGGAACAAGGAUGCUUACUAUAACUUAUGUCUUCCUCAACGGCCAAAUAUCAUCUAAAGCAUUUUAGAUUCAAAGACUAUAGCAAAGAGAUUAUAAAUUUGUUAAUAAAGAAUAAGUUUAAUUUUAAAUGAAA